CGAUCUACAGCGGUGGUCUCUGUUCGCCCGGUACACUCAGUCCUAUUCCUCCCUCCCUCCUCGCGCUGUGAACUCGAUCGAGCCCCUCCUCGCAUCAGCAGCAGCGGGCAACACUGCAGCUCAGCUCAACAUCCUCUUGAGGAGACCUCGCAGCGUCUGUUCUCUGCUCUUCUGCUCUGCUCUGCGUCUGCGCUGCGUGAGCCAGCAAGCAGAGGGAGAGAGAGAGAGCCAGCCAGCAGGCAGCUGCCGCAGCAGUAGGCUCUUGCCCAUCCGGGCAGAAUUCACUCCACACCGUGUGCUGCUCGAUUGCUCUUGUUGUGUGUGCGUGCCUCUGCUCUAAGUUAGGAGCCAGCAGGACUGGACUUGGACGAAGAAAGAAGGAGGAGGUCGCGGAGAAGAAGAAGAAGAAGAAGCGGCGGAUUUUGACUAGGCAAGCUGGAGGAGCUUCUUAUAAGCGCUUGGCUUGGCUUUUUUGGCUUGGCUUGGCUAGAGAUUGUGCUUGAAUUUUGAGAAAGAGAUCGCGGGGGUUUUUCUGUGAUCGAUCGGCUGGUUCCACCCAUUCUGCGACGAGAGGUGGCAGAAGAUCUGCUCCGGGCCCGUCCGUUGGACUCUGUUUUCUGUUUCUCAACCGAUCGAUCGAUCUAUCCUGAUCUCGACAGAAAAGAAUUUGCAACCGUUCCAUUCUGACACUACCGAUUCGAUUCACUACAGUAGCUCUACCCAUCGGGAGUAGCGAAAUUCGUCUGUGUCGACAAUCUGUUUCGUCGGAAUUGCCAUUCCCAAUUCAUUCAGGGAAGCUUAAUUACAGCAGGAGUGGCACUUGCGAUCGAGGAAACGGCGAAUAAGAAUCUAUUGGUGUCGAAUCCUGCCUCCACCAGCAUUGCCGCUGGCUUAAUAUAAUAUUACGGUUUAACGUACCGGCUGGGGCUAGCAUCGGGCAGCGCUCUACACUCCUGGAUACUGGACGAUCCAAACUCUUGCAAGUGAAUGUAGAUUACAUUCGUGGUCAUCCAAAAUGAAGGGAGCACGAUCAGUCGCGACAGCUGCGUCCUUGGGGAAUUUGCUCCAAGGAUGGGACAAUGCUGCGAUUGCCGGGGCACUGCUGUACCUCAAGACGGAGUUUCAUCUUGAGGAGAACCCAACUCUCGAAGGCAUGGUGGUUGCGUCCACCCUGAUAGGCGCUGUGGUGAGCACGGCGUGCGCGGGACCAUCGUCAGAUGCGCUCGGAAGGAGGACCAUGUUGUGCGUGUCGGCCUUCUUGUUCGUCUUCGCGGGAAGUCUCAUGGUGUGGUCGCCGACCAUUUACGUGCUCAUCGUCGGGCGCUUCUUCGUCGGAACGAGUAUCGGAUUGGCCGCGACCAUCGUGCCCAUCCUCAUUUCUGAAUCGGCUCCCACGGAAAUCCGAGGGCAGUUAGCAACCCUGCCACAGCUUCUGGGUUCGUCCGGGCUCUUCCUGGCCUACUGCAUGGUCUUCGGAUUCUCGCUCAUGGCCGAGCCCAGUUGGCGCAUGAUUUUGGGCAUCAUUCUCAUCCCCGGAGCCCUCUACCUCGCGCUGUGCGUCUGCUAUCUGCCGGAAUCUCCCAGGUGGCUCGUGAGCAAGGGUCGCAUGCUCGAGGCGAGACACGUGCUUCAGAACCUCCGAGGCGCGGAGCAUGAUGUUUCAGCUGAACUUGCUCUGCUCGUCGAGGGUCUUGGAGUUGGAGCUCAAACGCAGCUGGAGGAAUGGUUGUUGAAGCCAGCCGACAAAUUGGAUGCGCCACAUCCCGACGAAGGUCAGUUCACCCUCUUCGGCGAGGACACAGCGUGGGUCGCGCAGCCUCUGAAGGACGAAUCUGGCUUGAGCCUGCUCUCGAGGCGACCCAGCAUGGACGGCCACAGCAUGCCGUUCGUCGAUGACAUGGUUUCUCUGAUGGGAAGCCUGCAAACAGCCGCAGAAAACCUCCCCUCGGACUUUUCCGAACAUGUUGAAUCGCGAAGAAACUCAUUCUGGGGAGGAGACGAAGAACAAGGUCAGAGAGUGAACGGAGGCUAUCAGUCGGAGGAUGUGGACCAAGGUAUGGUUGGAGAUAUGGAUGAAACUUUGCAAACCCCCCUCCUGAAGGGCCAGAGCAAAACCAACGUGCUGUCUAGACAAGGCUCGAAGAACCUGUCCCGGGGCAAUUCAAUGAGACUAUCCAGAACGAGCUCGCGAAUCGAUGGAAUGUUUGGUGAAGUCGGCAGCGUUGGUGGCAUUGGAGGCGGGUGGCAGCUGGCCUGGAGAACUGAUGGCGAAGAUGGCCGGUUCGAGAGAGUGUUCUUGCUCCAGGAAGGCCAUGAUACCUCGCGAUUCAAUUCGCACAUGUCCCUGCCAGGCAUUGGAGGAGAGGACUCUAUUCAGGCAGCGGCGUUGAUCGGUCCCUCGGUCCAAUUUAGCAAGGAAUUACUCAACGAGCACGCAGUCGGUCCUGCUAUGGUUCAUCCUUCCGAGACUGCUACCAAGGGACCCGCCUGGUCGGAUUUGAUGGACGUGGGAGUGAAGAGAGCUCUGAUCGUCGGUGUGGGUCUUCAAGUGCUGCAGCAGUUUUGUGGAAUCAACGCGGUGCUCUACUUCACCCCUCAAAUUUUGAAACAAUCUGGUGCCGAUGCCAUGGCUGCGAGUGCCGGUAUCAACGCGGACUCCGCCUCCAUUAUGGCCAGUGCCUUCACGUGUCUGAUGAUGCUCCCGUGCAUCUUCCUGGCCAUGUGGCUUAUGGACAAGUCUGGCAGAAGACAACUUUUGCUGUCCACCUUGCCUGUUCUGUGCGUGUCCCUCGUCUGCGUGAUCCUCGUCAACACUCUGGUCGCGCCGGGCUUGUUUCAAGCGAUUGGAUCUUUCAUCGGAGUGGCCACGUUUAUCUGCUGCUUCGUGAUGGGAUUCGGACCGAUUCCGAACAUCAUGUGCUCGGAAAUCUUCCCCACCCGAGUCAGAGGUAUUGCCAUCGGUAUCACGUCCGCAGCCAUGUGGGUAUCGAACGUGAUCGUGUCGUAUGCUUUCCCCAUCGCCAACGCCAAGUACGGGCUGGUGGGAGUGUUUGGAUUUUUUGCCACGAUGAGCUUUGUCGCCUGGAUUUUCGUGUUCCUUAAGGUUCCUGAGACCAAGGGUCUGCCCCUCGAGAUUAUCUGCGAGUUCUUUGCUAUGGCCGGGCAGCAAACGGAGGCGAGAAAGCACCACACGGAAGCCGAGGAGCCCAAUGGGCCGACGAAAAGAGUCUAGAGCUCGAGCGCCAGCACGAGCACGAGCACGACCGACCGCAACAAUGAGCAAUCAUACGACUCUUGGCGAAACCACGAUGUUACGAGAAGAUCGUGACACCGGACUGAUGAAGAGGAGGAGGAGGAAGAGCGGACGAGGAGCAAAGCGGGGAAAAAGCAGUGCAGUUAUCUCCAUGGAAAGCAACAUUUUGUUACAGCUAUAGGCGUGUUGAUACGUGAUGUUACGGUGGGCAUCUUGACAUGAACUGCGUGCCGCCAUCUCACGAGUUCCAAGUCAUGACGAGAACUUGAUGAUUGACAGAGAGUGAGAAAUAGAGAGAGAGAGAGAGAGAGGCAGUGGCUCAUUCCUCUCCUCGUACAAAAUGAUCGAAUGAGCCAAUGGUAAAUGGUUGGAACUUCGGUGGGUGGCGGCGGGCAUGGCAGGGUGUACCCUAUCAGAACUCCUAUAAACAUCAAUCUUUGUGUAAUACUUGCGGCAGUCACAGGAGACUUCUUCACGCUCACAAUUCUCCCACGGACGGAUUGAGGAGGAGAAGGGAAAGUGUUCGCUUGCUGGAGGCCCAGUCAUGUGAAACAUCAAAGUGGAAGUGGGUUGCUCAUGUAUGAAAAUGGAAACACGUGGCAGGAGGAGGCUGAGGGCUCUGUAUAAUGUAUAACAGGGGCGGUGGGCAGGGAGGGAGGGAUGGGAGGGAUGGGAGGGGGCAGAAGGUGAGGAUCAGUUGAUAGUACAGGUAGGGGUGUAAUAACCGCAAGCUGCUACCAAAUGUGGCACUUGCGGAGUGUAGUGUAGCGCGGCACUAGCUGGGCUAGAUGUGGGAUUUUUUUAGGCUAGAGGAAUUAUGGAUGAGUUGCAGAGACUGUGAGCUCGGGGUGAUUUCUGACGACAAGAACGUGGAGGGAUCAUUGUUGGAUGAUGGGAGGGUAGACUAUUUUGUACGAUGCGACUGACGAGCGGAUUUGAUGGACACACACUACCGGUCGGGGCAGAUCUUUCAGUUCGACUCUUGAAACGCUGUGCACCGCAACUGACAAAAUGCACAGCGGCUUCUUGAGUGGAAGUAUUUUGAUUCGGUUUUCAGCAACGAGUGCAGUCUUUACCGUAUCGACGGGGAGAUUAGACUUGCAAUGAACUUCCGCCCUCCCUCAAUGUCACCAAGCUUGCGCACUGUGGUGUGCUACAGGCUCAGAAAUCCCUGGCGGGCUUCAAUCAGAUGUUUAGUUAGUCACGCCAUCGUAGUCCUAGUGUUUUCAGAGUAGCCGUAGUUGGCCUUCUCUUUCCCCUUCCUACUUCCAACCGGCAGCAGGAAUUUGAGUGUGGAAGAUAUUAUAUGUCUAAAAAAUGCCUUCUCUUCUACAACUCUUACAGCUUUGCCUCUGCAGCCAGGCAAAUUUCUAGGGGAUAGGAGGAGUAGGAUAUUCGACCUUCGAAACCCAAAUGGUGUUUCAGAAGUGUAAGAACGUAAUUUCUUGUUUAGUGUAGAUUAGAGGAUUUUCCGACUGGGGAUAUAAUGUGCGAAACGUUUUCGCUUCGCACAUGAUUGUCCAUUAUUUGUAAAAGUCCGUGACUCUUUCUCAUG
Molecule: messenger RNA, 4808 nt
Organism: Marchantia polymorpha subsp. ruderalis
Lineage: Eukaryota; Viridiplantae; Streptophyta; Marchantiopsida; Marchantiales; Marchantiaceae
Source: the annotation of a GenBank genome assembly